CGCGGGCUCAGAAGAGGUCCGUCGUUUGGCGCGGCCGGUAGGAAGGCAGAGCUAAGUGCUCGUGGUUCCGGGGCGCUCGGAAGAGUAUGGUUCUCCGGCGGCUUCUGGCCGCUCUGCUGCACAACCCGCAGCUGGUGGAGCGGCUGUCCGAGUCGCGGCCCAUCAGGCGCGCGGCUCAGCUCACGGCCUUCGCGCUGCUUCAGGCACAGCUGCACUGCCAGCUUCGUCGCGGCCUCCGCGACCGCCCGGGGCCUCCAGGGAGUCAAGGGGGUCCGGGCGCGAACUCUUAGGCCUGCCUGAGCCGGGUCGAGGUCCCUUUCCUCUCUGUGCCCGACACUGACCUUGGCGUUGAGUCCUGACCGGAUUGUCGCCAGCUGACGUCCUGGCAUCGGGCCGAGGGCACAGGGACGACCGCGAAGAAGCCCCUGAUAGACACCCAGACACGGCACGGAUCGCGGACACAGCCGGAAAGAGCCUGCUUCCCUGCAGGUGGGACUCCGACUCUUGGUAGAGGCCGUUGUGCCCGCACCGGGACACUGAGUCCAGGGAAAAAGGACGAAAAGACACCCUGCCGUUCUCUGAUUAAAUUGUGAGCUGAGUCAUGGGCAUGAGUGUGGUGCUUCUCAGACGAGGUGGGUUGGGAAUUUCGGGGCUGCAGGGCCAUGGUAAGAGUAAUUCACAUACUGGAGGCCGGUUUUCGCGCGGACUCUUGCUAAUUGCCUUUCUGUGGCUUGUCACUUUUUACAGUCACUCGGAGGGGAAAGGGAGGUCACUUCUUGAGUUGUCCAAAUCUUACAGAGCAGGGUGUGAGCGCAGGCAUUUGACUUCAGGGUAGGAGUCACAGCUUUCUGCAGGUAGCAUUUUCACUGCUGCCCAGGGACCACCUUCCUCACCAGCAGGCGGUGAGUGCUCUCUAUAAUGGAGCAGAGACUGGUCAGAUAGUUGGACCCAUGGCUGGGAAAUCCAUUUCACACAAAAAUGCUCUGUCAGCUGAGGAUCCUGGAGAGAUUUCUGAUGAUCUCCAUGUAGGCUGUACAGUUAAUCAUGCAACCUAGAAAGCUCGAAUUCACAGGCAAAGCUUUUGUGCUGGUUACUGAUGCUGACUGAGCAUUGUGUGUUCAAGGGUCCCACUAGGGCAGAUUGAAAGGGCCUAAGACACAUAGUGUAACUGAGUAGA
Molecule: messenger RNA, 1177 nt
Organism: Fukomys damarensis (Damara mole-rat)
Lineage: Eukaryota; Metazoa; Chordata; Mammalia; Rodentia; Bathyergidae
Gene: Ncbp2as2
Product: NCBP2 antisense 2 (head to head)
Exons: 2
Coding region: 87-290 (67 amino acids)
Source: RefSeq, a predicted model, not a curated record